CUCUGACCAUGGGUGUUCAGGAGAAGAUGUAGUGACAAUGCCAAUGACCUUACAGUCCAUGUAUUGACCUCUCUCUCUCCCUCCUCUAGCCAGUCCAUGUAUUGACCUCUCCGUUCUUCCCUCCCUUGUCUAGCCAUCGGCGGUUUUACAUUUCCAGCAGGCAGCGGAGAUGUUAUUUUCGGCCCCGGUGCAGGCUGCUCCAUGCCGGGGCAAGCUGGGCUUUAAGUGGGCGGUGCGCAGCGUCAUCCUGAUGACUCGCUUCUGCCGCUACUUCAUGUCCCGUUCCAACUAUCGCCAAUUCAUGGAGUUCAACUUCUGUGAGACCAUCACCAACCAGCCGGCCGGGGGAACGGGUACAAAUCUGGUGUUUGACCUGAACCACUUCAAAGUGAAAGAGGACCGGAUCCCUGUCCUGCUGGUGGAGAUUAUGCGGAAGUGCCCAGAGGAGCGUUCUGAGUCGGAGGUGUUGCUGGUUCACAACAUGCUGAGCUCUGUGAGCAUGUUCCGUCGCUACAGUGGAACCUUGCAACUCCUUCUGGCCAGGGUGGUUCGCUAUCAGAGGUUGGAGCGUCGCAGAGUGGUCAUUAAGAAGGGCCAUUGGGGACACAGCUUCUACUUUGUGUUCUCUGGGCUACUGGCCGUCACCAAGGACAACGACGGUAGCAGUGCCUUCGUGGAUAAGGAGCCCAUCCUCAUCAAGAAGGGCAUGAACUUCGGGGAUGUGGCCUUGAUCAAAACACUGAGGAGGAAUGCCACUGUGGUGUGUAUGGAGGAGACGGAGCUCAUGGUGGUCGACAAGGAAGACUUCUUCGCUAACAAGAUGGACGUAGAGCUCAAGAAGGAGUUUGACUAUCGCUUCAGGUUCUUCCGGUCACUCCAGCUAGUGUCCUCCUGGUCAUACUCUCUCAUUGAACAGAUGGCUGACCAUUCCAAGGCCGAGCAAUUUCGCUACGGCCACGUGGUCGUCAAGGACACCAACGACAUGGGCAACAUUAUUUUCAUUGGCAAGGGCCAAUGUGACGUGUUGAGAGUGGUGGACCUUACCUCCUGCAGUGCCUACCAACGCCUCCUAAAACAGUAUGCAGACUCAGUAAGCAGAGGUACAUGUUUGCCAACAAAUGGAUUCAAAGGCGAGCUGACCAUCCAACCAGGAAGUGUCAUAAAACACAAAGUCCUCCUCAAUAAUCCUCCACGUCCUCCCAGAGGACUUCCUGCAGACCUGCCCACCAGGGCCUGUUUCCUGAUCGACACCCUUCAUCAGAGCAGCACAUUUGGUCUGAACCAGUACCUGAUGCCGUCGAAGCAGAGAGACUGUCGCAGGUUCACUCUGGUCAGCCAGAGCGUGGAGAUCCUGCGGGUGGAGAAGACUCGCUUUGACAAGCUGGUGGACAACACCACCAUGAAGAAGCUGGAGGCCCUGCAGAAAACCUACCCAAGCGACGACGAGCUGUGCACUGUGUUCCUGGAACACAGCCGCUGGAAGGACUACAAACACAGUGUGGUACAGGACCUGUUCCCCCACCGGGUCGCCCCAAUCAGAAACCCCAAAACCCAGAAGCAGCAGGGCCACUGUGGCCCCAGCCAGGCCCUUCAGCAGACCAGACACGUGGUCAACAGGCUGAAACAGACAAAGCAGAGGGUAGAGCCCAAAAAAUAUUAAAUAAAGGAAUAACUGUGUAGAUGAAUGAAAACAUAGACAUGGUUUUAUCAAUAUG
Messenger RNA from Salvelinus fontinalis (brook trout), 1715 nucleotides. RefSeq names its product cyclic nucleotide-binding domain-containing protein 2-like. Gene Ontology annotation, biological process: spermatogenesis. Gene Ontology annotation, molecular function: cAMP binding. The coding region runs from base 170 to 1660 and encodes 496 amino acids. Lineage: Eukaryota; Metazoa; Chordata; Actinopteri; Salmoniformes; Salmonidae. The transcript is spliced from 11 exons. The record is from RefSeq and is a predicted model, not a curated record.